Myodes glareolus (Bank vole) is the source of this 620-nucleotide messenger RNA. RefSeq names its product mitotic-spindle organizing protein 2-like. Gene Ontology annotation, cellular component: spindle; centrosome. The record is from RefSeq and is a predicted model, not a curated record. NCBI's taxonomy places the organism in Eukaryota, Metazoa, Chordata, Mammalia, Rodentia, Cricetidae.
CCCAACGCUCACCUUUUUUUUCCAGGCUGCGCUGAUGGCGGCAGCGGGUGGUGGUGCCGGACUGGGCACAUCCACAGGACUGGAGGCGGCGACGCUGCAAAAGUUGUCGCUUCGGCGGAAGAAAGCGCUGGAAACUGAGGAAAUGGAGCUGUACGAACUUGCACAGGCUGCUGGCACCGUCAUCGACCCGGAUGUUUUCAAGAUCCUGGUGGACUUGCUGAAUCUGAACGUGGCUCCCCUGGCCGUCUUCCAGAUACUGAAGUCCAUGUGUGCUGGACAACGGCUGGCGAGCGAUCCCCAGGACUCGGUAGCCAUAUCUCUGUCCACAUCAGAGACCCGAGGAAGAAACAGAGGUGGCCCCACUCAUGGUAGUGUACCCGUAGUGGCAGAACGUGGAAGCCGUGAUGGACCCAUCCAGAGAAUGCCACGCCAGCCCAGUGCUACUAGGCUGCCCAAGGUGGCAGGACCUGCGAAAAGUAACUCCCGGAGCAGCACGUAGGCUGAACAGUCUGUACCGGGACCACAGUCGAGGCAGAUGCUGUCUCUCUGCACUUCCUUCAGAAGCUGAGUGUCUCUCUGCCACUUUUGGAUGCUAGUAAAGGACAAAGAUUCAGGGUGAA